Nasonia vitripennis (jewel wasp) is the source of this 3753-nucleotide messenger RNA. RefSeq names its product trypsin-1-like. Gene Ontology annotation, molecular function: nucleic acid binding; serine-type endopeptidase activity. Lineage: Eukaryota; Metazoa; Arthropoda; Insecta; Hymenoptera; Pteromalidae. Gene Ontology annotation, biological process: proteolysis; tRNA splicing, via endonucleolytic cleavage and ligation. The record is from RefSeq and is a predicted model, not a curated record. Bases 1179 to 1916 code for a protein of 245 amino acids. The transcript has 8 exons.
AAUGUGGUGUACAAUGCAGAAGAGUAAAACGUAUCAUAGGAGGUGAUAACAUUGAUAUCAAAGCUGCACCGUAUAUGCUAUCAAUGAGACUGGACGACAGGCACAUAUGCGGUGCUGUCAUCAUAAGUAAGAAAUGGAGUUUGACUGCAGCCCACUGCUGCAUCCACAUCAAUCCGAACGAACAGUUUUCGCUGCGAAGCGGUAGUGCAAAGCUAGACGAGGGCGGUACAGUUCACCAAGUGACGCAGGUGGAGCGGCACAACAAGUACCAGGACGACGACGAUGAUUACGACCUCUGUGCAUUGCGCGUUCAUCCACCCUUCGAAUUCAAAGAUGCCAAACCUGUUAAAUUACCCUAUCCAGGGGUACCACUACAAGACAGCUGGGGUCGCGUCACUGGAUGGGGAUAUACCGAGCCAGAUGUAGAGAAACUCUCCCCUGUGCUGAAGUCGAUCGACGUGAAAAAGGUCGAUUUAAAGCACUGUAAAUAUGCCUACAGAAAUUCGUAUACCAUACACGAUCGUGACGUUUGUUACGGAUCAGGUAGUCACUCGAAAGAUGCCUGUCAAGGAGAUUCAGGUGGUCCUUUGGUCAAUGAGGAUAUGGUCCUGAUCGGGGUUGUAUCUUUUGGAGAAGAUUGCGGAUACAGUCAUUUGCCUGGAAUUUACACUGACGUAGUACAGUUUCGCAAUUGGAUUAAAAAUGCAACAGAUGUAUAAAUCAUACAUGUAUAAAACAGUUUAUUAAAAAUGAAUGAAACCAUAUGAAAAUAUAAUAAACUAUUAUGGCAUUGCUCCGAAAACUUUGAAAUUCGCGCCACUUUUACCAACAGCUGGUCAGUGCAGAUCUGACUGAUCUUCUUCCUAUAUUAUACAUUAUACGUUGCAGUAGUUUCUACAAUAACCAUCAGGUGGCGAUUGUGUUUAUUUACUUUUCGUGUGUCUAUUUUUAUCACAUUUUUAUUGUUUGAUUUAAAGAAAUCACUAGUUUUUUAGUAAUCAUACUUUACCGUAAAUCGUAAGAGGUCUCAUAAUUUGUGAUUUUCAAUAUACAUUUAGACCAAAAUGAUACUUACAAGAAAUGGGUAUUACUUUCGAGAUGAAUAAACAAUCUUCUAACCUCUGUACUUAUAUCAUGAAAUUUUAAUUUUACUAACAAUAAUAAUUUAAAAACCAAAAAUGUAUGACAUUUGCCAUCCAACUUAUUACAACAUGAGCCAAUUAGGCUGUAAUGACCAAGUUAAAUUGACUACAGCAUUUUAUGUAUAUAUGGAGCUUUGUGAAGUUAAACUAUACUGGAACGUAGAAUAUAAAUAUUGUGAAGCACUACAAAUUUUUUACCUUGAAGCUAAAAAAAGUAAAAAUGCAGAGGUAGAUACGUUUGUUCCAUGGCCUGCUUUUCACAAUCUUUCAUUGGAUUUCAUCAGUAACAUACAGCAUAAAUUAGAAAAAGACAAGUUUACAUUUGUUUUCAAAGAAGGGGACACUACUUCAGUAUAUUACAGUAUAUCCUCUGGUAUUGUUAAAGCAAUAAGCCCAGAAGAAACAAAGACGCUUAGGCAAAAGUUAGAGAAAAAAAUUGAACUUAAUAAAGAAAUCAGCAGAAAUACUGCAAAUUUAUAUGAACGAGCAUUGAUGCUCAAUAAUGGUUUGUAUGAGAAAGAUAACCAAUUUGUAAAUAAUACCAUAGAUAAGGAAGAUAGUGUCAUGGAAGAAUUUUAUACACCAAUGACAAUGAAAGAUGCGGAAAAACUUAAGUGUUCUACUGUUCCAAAACUUAAAUCCGAUGAGAACACAGAUAUUUCUUAUCGACCUGAGCAAAUUGAGGAUGUUAAUAAUAGUUCCAGUCAUUGCAAAGUUGAACUUUUGCAAGAUAAAAAUAUAGAUGAAAAUAAAGAAGUAAGUGAUUUGCAAUAAAGUGAGUCAACUAAUGUUGAAUAAAAGAUUAAACAAAUAAUUAAGGAUCUUUAGGGGUUUUAAUCAAAUUACAAAGUACAUGUUUAUGUAUUUAUUGUUUGAAGUAUUUUUUUGCAUUGUAUAAUAUAAGAUCAGAAUCCUGCACAAUUAUAACUAUAAGGUUUUGUAAUUACUCGAGAUAGUAAGCUGCCAUUGAAAUAACAUGUAUCAAAUAAAUUAUUACUUAAAAAAAAAAUACCACUUAUGUAGUGCUGAUUUUUAUGUAGUUGUCGUAACGUGUAAGUUUGAGGCACGUACAUUUUAUUUGUAGUAUAAAUCAUCAGUAUUUUACAAAUGUUUGUACAACUAAAAAAAAACAUUAUAAUUUUUGAAAUGCAUUAUUAAAACGACAGAAACCUAUUCCGCGAAAAUCAGUAAGCAAGUUGUAUUUUUGAUAAAAAGAGCCUAAUUUAUACAACUUAAAAAAAUAUGCUAUAUCUAUUUAUUGCCUAUUAUGUAUAUUGUAUAUACAUUUUUUAUUAAUCAAUUAUUUAAUCUCUCUCAAUUCUCUUGUUUCUCUUGAUUUUUUAAAUUUAUAAAAGAAAAUACAAUAUAUAUAAGCUCAUAUUCUAUUAAUCUCUUCAUAAACUAAAUUCUAUCCAAAAAAAAUUCAUCAAAUAUUCGUUUCACAAGAACAAAAAUGGCAAGUAAAAAUGCUUUGGCAGUUUUAUAAUAAAAAAUUUUUUUUUUUGUUUUUCAUCGACAAUGAAUUAAAAUUUCGAAAAUAUACCACUAUAAAAUAGGCACGGUUUUCAUGUAUGAAUGUUAAUUUAUAUAAAACCACGAACUUCAAGCGGUUUAUGAAAAAAAAUUUAAUAAACGCGUUAUUUUAUUUCAUACAGUAAAAUUUACAAAUGGGAGCACAGGAGCAAAAUGAAUGACUCAACUCCACUUGCUUUUUUACAAAAAAUGUAGAUAUAUAAAAUAAAUUAUUUUAAUGAUUAACAGGUUAAAUAGAAAAGGCUUAUUAUAUAACAAUGUAUUACGUGCAAUAUUAAAGUUGAUAACUACGGUUGAUUAAAAUUUCUAAAAAUCAGUUUCUUGCUAAUGGUUCGAUUCACUAUUCAAAACGAACAUUGACUACAAUAUUUAUUUAAAAUUGUUGUAAAAUAUAUAUCAAAUUGUAUUGAUGAUUUACUACAGCGUUAAGGCAAUUAGAGUUUCGAGAUUCGCUCGAGACUAUCACAAGGUAUUACGGUUCUUCCGUGUAUUAUGAUUGUUUUCUUUAUAUAGUAUUCAUUUUACAGAACUGAAAUUGGACCCCUAGGGUUCCAAGCUGCUCACAUAUUAUUUUAGUUAUACAUUCAAGCUUGUUUAUAUCUGACGAACGUGAUAUGUCAAAUAAAAUUUUUUGUCACAACAAAAAGUAUUCUAUGAUUAUAUUUAUAUACAAUUUUUUUUAUAAACACAAGACAAAAACAACUGUGUAUGUAUGAAAAACACAAUUAGCUUUCCUUUUCUUAAAAAAAGUUAUACAUAGUGAAUAAGGUUUAGUAAUUAUGGACAAUCGGUAAAGUUGUAUAAUUGUAUGAAUUUAAGAAUCUAUAAAUAAUCAAAAACGCAAGAGAGUCGUUAAUAUUAAUUAAAGCACAUUAUAAUAAUUACAUCCUACAAAUAACAAUAACUAUAUUCUAAUCUUCUAACUCGACACUUGAUUAAACAAUUAUCACAAAAACACGAAUGCACAAAUGUCGAUCAUUUUGCGAAAAACAUUAAUGUGCUGCCUUUGAUUUUCAGAUUGAUUCUAUGUGAAUAAUUUUUUUCGUGCUGCUUUAUAGAGCUUAAAUCAUAGGUUGCA